Messenger RNA from Mucor velutinosus, 1599 nucleotides. RefSeq lists its product as uncharacterized. The record is from RefSeq and is a predicted model, not a curated record. NCBI's taxonomy places the organism in Eukaryota, Fungi, Mucoromycota, Mucoromycetes, Mucorales, Mucoraceae. Gene Ontology annotation, molecular function: protein binding. The transcript has 8 exons. The coding region runs from base 1 to 1599 and encodes 532 amino acids.
AUGGCAGAGACACUUCCAGAGACACCCACACCCACCACCAUUGAGCAAAUCGCCUUGCAAAUCAAAUCCAUGGAGCAGCGAACUACGUCUGUUACAUUGCCUCGCAAUGCGUCUGUAUUAGACUUGAAGCAAGAGGUACAAGUUGCUUUUGAUGUAGACUCCAACAGACAACGCUUGAUCUUUCAGGGUCGUGUCUUGAAGGAUGAUAAAAACCUAGCAGAUUAUGCAAAUCUUGAUAAUGGAAAAGUGGUCCACCUUGUUAUUCGACCUGUUGAUGCCCCUCGCAACCCUUUGAACGAUGAUCCCAAUCCAGGAGCAAACACUCGCACAAACAGAGCAGCACCCAAUGGAAGAUCACGUACUUUCCCUUCUAUUUCAAGCCGAUUUCCCUUGAUGGAAGGAUAUGCAUUCAUCACCCUUGACUCCACCAUUGGUGAUAUUGGAGACAGUCAAUCAUUGCUGACUUCAAUGAUGAAUGCAUACUCGUCUGGUAGAUCGCCUGUUUCUGGUACAGCAACAAGCAAUAACAUAUCCACGACAAACACAAAUGGCGCAAGGGCUUCUCCUGGGGCUUUACCCAGAACACCCUUUUCAUUUUCAUUUUCCAAUGGCAGAAGCAGCAAUCAAUCAGACUUUACGUCUCCCAUUGGCACCAACCCAUUGACUGAUAGAAUAUCAUCCAGCCUCCCUUUUCCACCUAGCGUAGAAGUGAGAUUGGCAAGAACAUUGGGUUCCAUGAGAAAUGUUCGAAAUAUGCUGGAAGACUCUAAUAUAGCAAAUGAUGGUGCUUAUGCCAUACAUCCUGCUACAGCCACAAACCCAGCUACACCCAACUCGACGCCAGAGCAACUGCAGGAAAUUCGCAAUAGACUUAGAAAUAGUGGAAACUCGCAAUCGACUCAAAUUGGCAUGGUAUUGAAUGAGCUGGCUGAUUUAAUGACAGAGGCAGUGCCCAGAAUGAGACAGGUUGCAGAUGAUUUGCGAGAGGAGAAUCAGUCAGCAGAACAAGAGAGAAUCACCAGUAGACGCGUUUUGAACAUGUCUCGAAUCGUUCAAGGCAUGAGUUUGAUCAACCACUUUUUGGGAUCCGUAUUGGCUAGCGCAGACAUCGAAGCAAGUAGACGCUCAGCACAAUCAAACACAAACCCUUCAUCCACAGCAUCUACACUCCCUUCAGCCAGAUCUUCAUCCACACCAGCAACAACAACAGCGGCAUCUAACACUGCUCGAUCCACUUCAACAUCAUCUCCAUCAUUAGUUAGAUUGCCCUCCUAUCUCUUUCCUCGAGGAAUGACCGAAGCCAUUCGAACCAACUCUCCAACCGCAGUGAGAACCGCAACACCGCCCUCCAGAACCAUUUCAUCUCCAAAUCCUCCCCUCCGAAAGAAAGAGAAAUCAUCGCUCUCUACUUCAUGCACUAUGGGCGAACCUUCUACCGCAGAGACAUCUACUAGCGCAUCUACUAACACAUCUACCAACACCCCUGCAGACGAACGAAUGUCACAGAAACGUAAAUUGGAUGAUAAAGACGAUCAAGAUCAAGAUACACCCAAGAAACUAAAGAAUCAAAAGGGAAAGGAAAAGGACAAGAAAGAGUGA